UCCGCCAGUCGGCUCGGCGGUCUAGUGCGCGGCGUGGAGCGGGAGCCCGGGCCGGACGCGCGGCCGGGGGCCGGGGGCUGGGGGCUGGGUAGAUCGGCGCCAGCCACCGGGCAAGCCUGAGCCGCAAUGGCCGAGAUGGGCAGCAAGGGGGUGACGGCGGGGAAGAUCGCCAGCAACGUGCAGAAGAAGCUCACCCGCGCGCAGGAGAAGGUCCUCCAGAAACUGGGGAAGGCGGAUGAGACAAAGGAUGAGCAGUUUGAACAGUGUGUCCAGAAUUUCAACAAGCAGCUGACCGAGGGCACCCGGCUGCAGAAGGAUCUCCGGACCUACCUGGCCUCGGUCAAAGCCAUGCAUGAGGCCUCCAAGAAGCUGAACGAGUGUCUGCAGGAGGUGUACGAGCCUGACUGGCCUGGCAGAGAUGAAGCGAGCAAGAUUGCUGAGAACAAUGACCUGCUCUGGGUGGAUUACCACCAGAAGCUGGUGGACCAGGCGCUGCUGACCAUGGACACGUACCUGGGCCAGUUCCCUGACAUCAAGUCACGCAUCGCCAAGCGUGGGCGGAAGCUGGUGGACUACGACAGUGCCCGGCACCAUUACGAGUCCCUCCAAACUGCCAAAAAGAAGGAUGAAGCCAAAAUUGCUAAGGCCGAGGAGGAGCUCAUCAAAGCCCAGAAGGUGUUUGAGGAGAUGAAUGUGGAUCUGCAGGAGGAGCUGCCGUCCCUGUGGAACAGCCGUGUGGGUUUCUAUGUCAACACAUUUCAGAGCAUCGCAGGCCUGGAGGAGAACUUCCACAAGGAGAUGAGUAAGCUCAACCAGAACCUCAACGAUGUGCUGGUCAGCCUGGAGAAGGAGCACGGGAGCAACACCUUCACGAUCAAGGCCCAGCCCAGAAAGAAAACUAAACUGUUCUCCCGGCUGCGCAGAAAGAAGAACAGUGACAACGCCCCUGCCAAAGGGAACAAGAGCCCCUCUCCUCCGCCCGACGGCUCC
Molecule: messenger RNA, 990 nt
Organism: Physeter macrocephalus (sperm whale)
Lineage: Eukaryota; Metazoa; Chordata; Mammalia; Artiodactyla; Physeteridae
Product: myc box-dependent-interacting protein 1
Exons: 11
Biological process (GO): regulation of endocytosis
Cellular component (GO): cytoplasm; plasma membrane; synaptic vesicle
Molecular function (GO): phospholipid binding; tau protein binding
Source: RefSeq, a predicted model, not a curated record